CCUCUCGGGACAAAAGGAGCCCGUCAUCAUCGUUGGUGAAACACAAGGGCAUUGCGGCUGGAUGGAUCUCAAUCCGGAAUUCGAUUCGGCAGGCAGGAACUGAAUUUUUGGGCGCAGGGACAAAGUAUACGUUGGACGGCUGGUGAAGAAGAUGAAUUUUUGUGGGCUCUGUUUUAAUUACUAAGUAAUAUAAAACGCCGUCUUUUUUGGAUCGGCACACCCCAUGCACUAUAAUUUGCGAUUUCAACACGAUUGACGUGGUGACAACCAUCUUGCGUGUCUGCAGACUGCGCCGUAAACCCCCCCUCCCUGCGAGCCAUCACCGGCUACCGCGCGCAGCACACUGGCCCGCCGUCCUCCGCACCUGCACGCCGGAAAUACUCUGGUUUCUGUCUUUCCGACUCGCUACUCAGACAGCCAUUUUGAUUCAAAAUUCCCAUUGUGUCGCCACCAAGAAGGCAUGAACGAUCAGCAUUCUAACUCCAAAACAAACCUGGACAACAACAGAUACAGCUCCGCCCGGACCUCCAAGAGACUGCUGUGGAGAUGCAUCAGCCUUGGUCAUAUUUUCUCUCUUAAAAACAGGGUAGAAGUGUAAGAACAAGGUGAAGUUGGUUCAAAAAAUUUCUUAGGCGCUUAGAGAGUGGGGACCCAUGUUUCAAGUAGAAGAGACUCUAAAGUUAGCUUAGCAUCGGUCAUUGGUGCAAUCCUCUUUUCUGAAGGCCAUCAAUCGUAGCUUCAUAUACUUGCCAACAAGUUCAAGAAUGAAAGUGACAGUGGAUGCAGCAAUACUCAAGUUCAUCUUUCAAGAACCCACUUUCAGGCCUCUUCGGAGCUUGUACCAUGUUCAAACUGUUAAGCCACAUAUAUCUAUUUCUUCAUAUUGGUAUUUAGAAACAUCAAAUUGCAAUCAAGUUUGGAGCUUGAGAACCCACUCAUUGCAGCCAGCUUGUGGAGAGUUUCGUAUGAUUUUGGGGCCUAUGUUAGCUGGAAAAAAGACCACCCUUCUGAACACAAUAAGGCCUGAUACCAGCACAGGCAGUUUUCAGGGUGACAUUCUAAAGAAUCUGUACGGUUGGGAUAAAACACUAAAAGAAUUAUGUUUCUCAGGAAGAGUGAGGGAAGCAAUUGGGAUAUUGUGCCGCAACGGACUGCGAGUGGAGUCUGAAACAUAUUCCCUUCUUUUGCAGGAAUGCAUCUUUACGAAAGCAUACAAGCAAGGGAGAAGAAUUCACUCACAAAUGGUUGUUGUCGGGUUUCUCCCAAACCAAUACCUGACAAUCAAACUGUUAAUCCUGUAUGCAAAGUCAGGAGAUAUGGAUACUGCCCACAAUAUAUUUGAUAGGUUAAACUUUAAAUGCCUCAUCUCCUGGAAUGCAAUGAUUGCAGGGUAUGUGGAGUAUAGAAUGGAAGAAGUCGGCUUAUGCCUUUAUUACAAAAUGAAACAACAUGGCUUGAAUCCCGACCAAUACACUUUCUCAUCGGUCUUUAGGGCAUGUGCCUCUUUGUCUAUUUUGGAACAGGGCAAGCAAGCACAUGCUAUGGUGAUCAAAAGGAAAAUAUGUCGAAACCUAGUUGUUAAUAGUGCCCUUAUGGACAUGUACUUCAAAUGCAGUAGUCCAUACGAUGGCUAUCUCGUGUUUGAGAAGUCAUUGGAGAAGAAUGUCAUAACAUGGACUACCCUGAUUUGUGGAUUUGGGCAGCAUGGUAGGGUAGUGGAGGUGCUAGAGUCUUACCAUAGAAUGGUCAGUGAAGGUUUUAGACCCAACACUGUAACAUUUCUUGCAGUUCUUUCUUCUUGUAGCCAUGGAGGGUUAGUAGAUGAAGGUAGAGAAUAUUUUUCUUCAAUGACGAGAGAUUAUGGGCUUCAACCAAGUGGGAAACACUAUUCGGCUAUGGUUGACCUUUUCGGACGUGCAGGGAGGUUAGAAGAGGCUUAUGAGUUUAUUAAAAACUCACCCUAUCAGGACCACCCUGUGUUAUGGGGUGCUUUGCUUGGGGCUUGUAAGAUUCAUGGAAAUAUGGACAUGCUUAAACUUGCUGCUAUGAAUUUCUUUGAGCUGGAACCGGAGAACGCCGGGAAGUACGUUGUCCUUUCUAAUGCCUAUGCCUCAUUUGGUUUGUGGAACAAUGUUGCAGAAGUCAGGAGAGUGAUGAAAGAGUCGGGUGUUAAAAAGGAGACUGGUCAUAGCAUGAUUGAGGUUCAAAGACAAGCACACUUCUUCUCUAUGGGACAUAAUACUCAUGCACAAACAGAUUUGAUAUUUGAAGUGAUUAGGGACUUGACUUACAUUUUGAAGGACACAGGAGAUGUACCAGAACUCAGAAGCUAAGGAGAAAGAAAGUUGUAGUUCACGUAUUAUCUUCUCCAGAACCCCCGCCCUGGCACCCCUUUCUGAGUGGCCUGGAUUAUGUUCUAGUAAUGCAUGAAAUGCUUUUGCCAUUAAGUUUUCUGGAUCAUUUUGCUCAAUGUCAUUUAUAUGGAAAUCAAAUUGCUGACCAUAGUUAUCUUGCAUUCCUGUUA
Messenger RNA from Cuscuta europaea, 2524 nucleotides. NCBI's taxonomy places the organism in Eukaryota, Viridiplantae, Streptophyta, Magnoliopsida, Solanales, Convolvulaceae. The record is from the annotation of a GenBank genome assembly.